Molecule: messenger RNA, 2781 nt
Organism: Pantherophis guttatus
Lineage: Eukaryota; Metazoa; Chordata; Lepidosauria; Squamata; Colubridae
Gene: DDX28
Product: DEAD-box helicase 28
Molecular function (GO): RNA helicase activity; ATP binding; nucleic acid binding
Source: RefSeq, a predicted model, not a curated record
UGCUACCGCUCCAUCAUGGCGCUCUUGCUGUGGGGAAUUCGUGGACCCGCGACGGCCGCCCGAUUCCCCUCAUGGCUGCCGCUGGCCGUGCGCGGCUGUCCGCAGCGCCAGGCCUCCGGAGCGUCCCCGCCCGACGACCGCGUGGUGCGGAUCCCCCACGCUUGGAAGCUGAGGCUGGAGCGUCCGGCGUCCAAGCGGGAGCGAGGCGGGAGCCCCGAGACGGAGGGCAGAGCUUCCUUCGGGGAAAAGCUACUGCUGCGGACCCGGAGGCAGGAAUUGAGCCAGGCGGCCCGGCACACGGUGGGCCGCCUGGAUAGGCCGCGCUUGGUGUCGGACGGUUGGAAGCACCGCUUGUCCCAGGGGGAUUAUUUCCAGCUGGAGCGGACGCGGGAGGAGACUCCUCGGGAGCGGAGCGACGACGACGCCCCGUCCACCUUCCUCGAGCUGGGCGUGGAGCCUCGCGUGGCGGCCCCCUUGCAGGAGGUGCUGGGCAUCUCGCGGCCCUCGCCGGUGCAACAGCGCGUCAUCCCCGCCUUGCUGAAAGGGGGCCACGCUCUGUGCGGGGCUGAAACUGGCAGCGGCAAAACCUUGGCCUACCUGCUGCCUCUCUUCCAGCGGCUCUUGCAGGCUCCAAAGCUCCCUGAGGACGGCCUUUAUGCGACCUCUCCGCGCUCUUUGGUGGUGGUGCCCUCUCGAGAACUGGCGGGGCAGGUGUGCAGGGUUGCUGCCCUCUUGGCUGAUCCUUUGGACUUGCAGGUGAAGGAGAUCGGCGGAGGCCGGGGCACGGCUGUGGUUCGGCGCAGGAUCCGUGAGGGUUCCACUGACCUCCUGAUCGCCACGCCAGGUGCUCUGAGCAAAGCCCUGAAGAGGAAGAUGUUGUCUUUGGAGAAAUUGCUCUUCUUGGUUUUGGAUGAAGUGGAUACUCUGCUGGAUGCCUCGUUCAUCGAUCUGGUGAAAGAUAUAAUUCAACAUGCUUUUUUGAAGGAUGUCGUCCAGCAAGCUUUUCUGGACCCAACUUUUAAAGACAGGGAUGAGGUUUGGGAUCCCAAAGCCCAGCUGGUGGCUAUGGGCGCUACUCUUCCAAAGGGGCUAAGUCAGAUGUUGAGUGAAUCUGCCGAUCUCUCCAACUUCACCGUAUUGACUGGCUCGAGUUUGCACUGUCUUCAGCCUCACGUGAAGCAAAGAUUCGUACGUUUGAAAGGUUGUAACAAAGCAGCAGAGCUGCUACAACUCCUCAAAGAGCGAGGUUCGUCUUCUGGAGCUGUUAUUAUUUUCUGCAACAGAGCCCGCACUGUUAACUGGCUGAGUUACAUUUUAGAAGACCAUGACAUCAAACAUUUACGCCUGCAGGGAGAAAUAGCAGCAAAUGAACGAGCGGGCAUAUUUAAUGCCUUUCAGAGAGGCGAGGCUGACAUUUUGUUGUGUACUGAUAUAGCUUCCCGUGGAUUGGACACCAUUCAUGUAGAGCUCAUCAUUAACUACGACUUCCCUUUAACAUUGCCAGAUUACCUGCAUCGGGUGGGGCGAAUCGGUCGCAUCGGCAGUAAAUUCCUUGGGACUGCGGUCAGUUUUGUAACCCAUAGGUGGGAUGUAGAUCUUGUUCGGAAAAUAGAAACGGCAGCUCGCAAAAGAAGUCCACUCCCAGGACUAGAUAUAGUUGUUAAGGAGUCUUUGCGUAAAAAGAAGAAAUUCUGAAUUUGCCUGGAGGACCUAAUUUAAUGUUUGAAGCAGUUCCUAAUAUAUUUCAGACAUUUUGUGUAUUUGAUUUUGGACCACUCAAUUCCUUAAUAAAAGUGCGCUAAUAUAUGGGUGCUGACAUGGAACAGUCAGAAACUGCAGCUAUCCUAUAAAAACAUGGAGCAUGCUUUAUUCACCAGAUUUAUUCAACAUAUUAACGUAUGUUUUGUAUUGUCCAAACUGACUUUUAUAUAUUAUUCUACAAAUGGUAAAAUCCAGCAGUUCAGGUACAAAAUGGUCUGGUCCUCAGCCAUGCCAAACCCCUUCCAGGUUCUGCCAUUCCAGGUGCAAUUUGAUAGUUUCCUGGAAACCAGAAGCAGUUCAGUGCAUACUAGUUAUUCCAUUCUGAAUUCAGAAAAUUGUAUACAGCUAGUCCUCGACUUACAACAGUUUGUUUACUGAUCAUUACAAGUUACAACGGCACUAAAAAAAGUUGACAUGACCAUUUUCCACACUUAUGACCGUUGUGGCAAUCCCAUGGUUACGUGAUUGAAAUUCAGAUGCUUGGCAAUUGACUCAUAUUUAUGACGGUUGUAGAAUCCCGGGGUCAUGUGAUUGCUUUUUGAAACAUUCUGACAAGCAAAGUCAAUGGGGAAACCCCAUUCACUUAAUAACCAUCUUACUAACUUAACUCCAGUGAGUCAUUUAACUGGCAAGAAAGGUCAUAAAGCGGGGUAAAACUCAUUUAACAAAUGUCUCACUUAGCAACAGAAACUAUGGCCUCAAUUGUCAUAAGUCGGGGACUACUUGUAUAUCUUUAAUUUUGUUUGGACUAUUAUAGUCCAAUGGAUCAUAUACUCAUUGCUCAUAUGGGCAGGUUUCUGGUUUGAGGUUUCUACAGACCUUAUCACAUUAUAGGUUGGUGAUGCCAGUCAGUGGCUUAAUGCUUGUGGAACAGCAAAGCUGCUGCAGUAAAUGUAAUGGAGUUGUAUGUCCCACCAUUUUAUGGUAUUCGAGUUCUUCCAAAACCAAACCUCUUCCCAAAUUCCUACAAUCAUUGUUUGUGUCUUUAUCAUGCCUGCUAUAAACCACUCUAUUGACUCA